AUGACUCUAGAGGUGAAUGUUUUCAACAUUGGUAAACAACCACUUGAUAACGAUGAGUGUUUCCAAUCAUUUCUGAUCGAUACACUUAUUUCAGAAGAGGUAGAAGCACAAUACACUUCCACUCAUCUCAAUGACCACUUCGAAAUUUCUGAGAUUUCUGAGUCGGGUAAUACUGAAAUCAACUCUGAAGUCAUCAAUCAAUUACCGACCAAAAGAACCAUGUUUUGGAAUCCAAUCUUCGAGGGACUUCCUCAAGAUAGGGAAACACCAAAACCAUCCACUGUACAAGCUCCUCAACCAAACUUGGCUCAACUUCCUAAGGAACUUAAGCAUGUCUUCUUGGGAGCAAACAACACUUUCCCUGUCAUCAUAUCCUCCACCCUUAAUGCAACUCAAGAGCAACAACUUAUCAACGUGCUCACAGAGCAAAGAGGAGCAAUUGGUUGGACGUUAGCUGACAUUAAAGGGAUUAGUCCCUUGAUUUGCUCCCAUCACAUUAAAUUGGAAGACGGGGCCAUACCACGACGUGAUCCUCAAAGGAGAUUAAACCCACCAAUGAAGGAAGUGGUAAAGACAGAAAUCUUGAAGCUUCUGGAUUACGGGAUACUUUAUCCUGUUGCCGACAGUAAGUGGGUUAGCCCAACUCAGGUUGUUCCCAAGAAAUCGGGAGUAACAAGGGUACCAAAUGAUAAGGGAGAACUCAUCCCUACCAAGGUCACAACAGGUUGGCGCAUGUGCAUUGAUUAUAGAAAAUUAAAUGCCGCCACCUGUAAAGACCAUUUCCCACUUCCAUUCAUCGAUCAAAUCUUGGAACGUGUGGCAGAUCAUCCUUUCUACAGCUUUCUCGAUGGUUAUUCGGGGUACUACCAAAUCGAAAUUGCUUUAUAA
Molecule: messenger RNA, 888 nt
Organism: Cannabis sativa
Lineage: Eukaryota; Viridiplantae; Streptophyta; Magnoliopsida; Rosales; Cannabaceae
Exons: 1
Coding region: 1-888 (295 amino acids)
Source: RefSeq, a predicted model, not a curated record